GCGCAGGCUUCCCAUCGUUUCCAUCUCGUUCCGAGCGCGGCGGCUCCUCACACCCCGGGCGACAAGAUGACAGUCAAAAGCUUCAACCAGGGCCAACAAUUCCGGCCACGAAUGGCCUUCCUGCGCAAGAUCGAACCUCUGAUCAUGGAGAUGCAGGAUUCCGGGACUGGCAUCAAAACACACACCCAGAGGCUGAUGAUCACCACCAUUCCUCAUGCUAUGACAGGAAAUGAUGUGUUGGAGUGGCUGAUUCAUCGUCUGCAGGUCACAGAGGAAGAAGGCAGCCUAUUGGGAAAUCUACUUGUGAAACUUGGAUAUAUCUACCCUUUACAGGAGCCCAAGAACUUAGUCCUGAAGCCAGACAACAGUCUUUACAGGUUCCAGACACCGUACUUCUGGCCCAGUCAGGAGUGGCCAGCGGAGGACACUGACUAUGCAAUUUAUUUGGCAAAGAAAAAUAUCCGUAAAAAAGGCAUGUUGGAAGAAUAUGAGAAGGAAAAUUAUAACCUCUUGAACCAAAAGAUCAAUCAUAAGUGGGACUUCAUCAUCAUGCAGGCGAAGGAGCAGUACCGGGCAGGCAAAGAACGUAAGAAAGCGGAUAGGUUCGUUCUGGAUUGUCAGGAGAGAGCCUAUUGGCUGGUGCACAGACCAAUGCCGGGCUCCCUGGAUGCGCUGGACUACGGCAUUAACCGAGCCACUGACCCUAACGUGAAUAAGGUAGAACAGAGAAAGACCUAUGACUCUUACAGGAGGGAGAUCAUGUACUAUCAACAAGCGCUGGUGAGGUCCCGAGUGAAGUCCUCCGUCUCACUGGGAGGGAUUUUGAAAUAUUGUGAGCAGUAUUUCACCCACGACCCCAUAAUGUCAGGGUGCCUUCCCAGCAACCCCUGGAUUACUGAUGAUACGAUGAUCUGGGAAAUCAACACCCCGAUGGUGGAGAACCCGACCAGGCUGCGGGUGGAGAGGUGGACGUUCAGCUUCCGCGAGCUGAUGAGGGACCCCAGGGGCCGGCAGAACUUCGAGCUCUUCCUCAAGAAGGAAUUCAGCGGAGAGAAUCUGGCCUUCUGGGAGGCUUGCGAAGACUUGAAGUACGGGGAGCAGUCAAAGGUCAAGGAGAAGGCCGAGGAGAUCUACAAGACCUUCCUGGCACAGGGAGCAAGACGCUGGAUAAACAUUGAUGGCAGGACCAUGGAGAUCACGGUGAAGGGUCUGCAAAACCCUCAUCGCUAUGUGCUGGAUGCUGCCCAAACUCACAUCUACAUGCUGAUGAAAAAGGAUUCAUACCCACGUUUCUUGAAGUCCCCCAUUUACAAGGAGACACAAAAUAAGGCAUUGGUUCCUGAGGAGACCAAGCAGAAGAGCAACUUCCCCUUCAUGAGGAGGCAGCGGCGCUCGAGCCCCAGCCCCGUGGUCCUGAGGCAGCUGGAGGAGGAGGCGAGGGCGCGGGCAGCGGCCAGCACCAAGGUGGUUGAUAUCACGCAGAUCUGCAGGUUCACCGCUCCUGUUCCCAACCUGACAGUGUAUACAGGAUUUUGUCAUUCACCGAGCCCUUCCUCGUCGGAUCCCGGCAACGGUGACCUUUUCUUCUGCUCCCCCAGAUACGCCUCCCUACCAAACUGCGCCGCCUGCUCCUCGCCCAUCAGUGUUGCCUUGGACCCUAACCCAGCACCGGAGAGCAGGUGGGAGCCGAGCAGUGCUGCUCCCAAUCCGUUAUCCUUGGCGGCGGAAAGCGUCGAGCCGUCCUCCGGGUCCAAACCCGACAGCUGUAACCAGAGACCGGCGUCCGCGGAAACCAAAGCUUCCCCGAAAUCCAGAAUGACGCUGUCCCUCAGUAGGUUCCUGAAGCGGGGUUGUGCGAACUCGCCGGUGUUUGCAACUUUGUCGCCAACGUGCAUCUCGCUGAGCAACGGAAAGAUCCAGCCUCUAAACAGUGAUGAGCAACAGCCAAAGCAGAAGCCAAGGCGAGUGUCCAACUUUUUCCAAAUCAAAGUCGACAUCCCAUCUGAGUGCAGAAUUUACCCCAUCGACUCCGAGGAGGAGAAUGAGAACAGUCAGCAUAGUGGAAGAGACUCGACCAAGGAGGUCGUCUGCCCGUGGGAGAAUGUCGUUGAGGAGAAUAAAGCAGGGUAGACGACCAGAUCUGCUCACAAUACUCCAAAAAUUUGGUCUCUGGGCUUCUGAGGGACCCAACUGCUUGAGUUGCCUUGAUGCCUGUAGAAGAAGGCCGAACUCUUCAAAUUCAUCGAUGGAAACUGCUAAAGGAACAGCCAAACUUGGAAUGUCAUUUAUUUGUCCAUUCCUGCAUUCUCUUCUUUGUUUAACUAUUAUAAUCCCUCCAUUCUAUUCCUCUCAGAAUGGCUAUUCCAGCUCCCAAAUUCUGGUUAUCUAGGGUUUCCAGGCCACAGGCCACUGCUUUAGUCACUGAAACAUAAUAGCUUUCCGUGUAGAAUUAAUCUUUAAAGGAAGAGAGAAAAUUUAAAAAAUAGUGGAAAUCUGAAAUAAAACAAAAACUGCUGGAAAUGUUCAGCAGGUCAGUCAGCAUCUGUGGAGAGACAAGAGACAACUUUUCAUCAGGUGAAAGGUUAUCAACAUGAAAUGUUAAUUCUCUCUCUCUCUCUCUCUCUCUCUCUGUCUUCACAGUGAUCUGUUGAGUACUUCCAGUUUUUUCUGCUUCUUAAAAAAAAGACAGGAUGUAAUAUGUCUUGAUGCCUAGAUGAGAAACUUCAUCUUAGGCGUCAAGAGGGCAAAGUCCACCCAUCCAUAAAAAAUUCAGGAACUCCUGUCUACGCAAGGAAAAACAGAGUCGACUGUACCUGUGACACCUCCCUCCCCAACAAUGUAAACAACUUUUAUGCCCCCUUUGAGGCAAGUAACACCAUGCCAACCGUGAAAGCUACCCCCAACCCCCAGGUGAGCAGCCACGAUCUGUAACAGCAGCAGGCGUGAGAAGAACUCUGCAGAAAGUUAACCCCUGUAACCCGCCCGUGCCAGCCAGCAUCCCAGGCCCAGUACUCAGAGUGUGCACACCAGCUCACAGACAUCUCCAACACUUCACUCAUCCAGGCUGCGGUCCCCACAUGCUUCAAAUCAGCCACCAUCAUCCCUGUACCAAAGUACCCUACACCUUCUGAGCUAAAUGACUACCGCCCAGUGGCACUGAUGCCAAUCGUCGUGACGUGCUUUGAACGGCUGGUAAUGGCACAUAUCACAAGCUCCAAUCCUACCACAAUGGUCACUCACCAAUACGCUUACCAGCAGAACUGCUCUAAGACAGACUCCAUAGCAUCUGUCAUGCACCUGGCCCUGACACACCUAGAAUACAAGGACACUUUUGUCAGAGAGCUGUUUCUGGAUUUCAAUUUGGCAUUUAACACUAUUGUCCCACAGAACUUGGAGAACAAACUCGGUCCUCGGUCUUGGUCUAAAUACACGCCUGUGCAGCUGGGUUUUGGACUUUCUAAUGAACAGAUAGUCAGGUUGCACGACCGGCCCUCCCUCCCCGUCAUCCUCAACACAGGUGCCCCCUAGGGCUGUGUGCUGGGCCCGUUGCUCACACAGGCUGCAUGGCCAAACUCCCGAGUAAUCACCUUGUCCAGUUCACUGAUGACACACACUGGUGGGGAUCGUCACCAGCAACGAUGAAACAGCCUACAGAGAGGAAGUGGAAGAGCCUUGAGGGCUGGUGCCAGGCAUGUAACUUCUUCCUUAAUGUCAACAAGAUAAAGGAAGUGGUUAUCGACUUCAGGAGGACUCACAUCACUCACACCCCUCUUUACAUCGGCAGCAGAGCAGUUUCAAACUCCUGGGAGAUCACAUCACGCUCAACCUCUCAUGGUCCCAGAACAUAUCCAACACAGUCAGGAAAGCUCACCAAUGCCUAUGCUCAUAUCAUUCUACAGAUGCACAGUAGAGAACCCUAACACGUGCAUCACUGCCUGAUAUGGAAACUGCACUGUGGUGGACAGGAAGGCUCUGCAUUGGGUAGUCAAAACUGCCCAGUGCAUCACCAGCACCAGUAUUCCAGCCACCGAGGGCACACAUACAGAAAGGUGCCGGAAAAGAAGGGCCAAUCACAUGAAAGAUCCCAUAUUGAUUGGCUCAUUGAUGCCAAUCCCA
Mobula hypostoma (lesser devil ray) is the source of this 4116-nucleotide messenger RNA. RefSeq names its product regulator of G protein signaling 9b (gene rgs9b). Lineage: Eukaryota; Metazoa; Chordata; Chondrichthyes; Myliobatiformes; Myliobatidae. The coding region runs from base 67 to 2130 and encodes 687 amino acids. Gene Ontology annotation, biological process: G protein-coupled receptor signaling pathway; positive regulation of GTPase activity; intracellular signal transduction. The transcript has 20 exons. The record is from RefSeq and is a predicted model, not a curated record. Gene Ontology annotation, molecular function: GTPase activator activity. Gene Ontology annotation, cellular component: cytoplasm; plasma membrane; neuron projection.